GUGUGGAUGCCGGUGAGGUCCUGAUUCCGGUUGCUAGGCUGUGUUUUUCCGUGCGGCGGCUGAUUGAGGGUCAGUGUCGGUGCUGAAUUCGCUGAUCCUUAUCGCGCACACCCACCGGUUUCCGGGACAUCGGAACGUGUUCUCUCGGUGCCUUCCCCCUGACGUGGCUGGUUCCUCGGUGCAGGAGCCGCAGGCGUCGGGCCUGUGAUUGUGAGAAGUGAAUGCCGGCGGGUAUCAUGUGAGGAGGAAGUGGUGGCGGUGGGACCGAGCCGAGGGUGAAGGAUGGAGGAGAAAUACAGCAACAACAUCAUCUCCAACACCAGGCUAGGCCCUGUCGAUGCGCCCAGCUCCAGCAGGUUAACACGAUACAUCACACUGCUAUGCCUGGCAAAGUUCCUUAAGGUUAUUGGAAUUUUUGAAUCGUAUGACCUCCUUAAAGUUGUCCAUAUUGUCCAGUUUGUCUUCAUAAUCCAGCUGGGAUCUGCGAUAUUCUUGGUUUUAUUUCAAAAACCAUUUUCUACUGGCAAACCAAUAUCAAGACGGCUGUGGAUCAAGAUUGGUAAACAUGCAGUUGGCGGUUGCAUUAUUUUGCUGUUGUGGUUCUUUGGACUCACACUUUGUGGACCCUUGAGAACAGUACUUCUCUUUGAGCAUAGUGACAUUGUUGUCAUUUCUCUGCUUGGUGUUUUGUUUACCAGCUCUGAUGGAGGCCCAGCAAAGACAAGAGGAGCAGCUUUCUUCAUUAUCGCUGUCAUAUGUUUAUUGUUGUUUGACAACGAUGAUCUGAUGGCAAAAAUGGCUGAACACCCUGAGGGCCAUCAUGACAGUGCUUUAACACAUGCACUAUACACAGUCAUCUCUCUACUUGGAGUAGCAGACCACAAGGGUGGGGUUUUAUUACUGGUGAUGUCGCUGUGUUUCAAAGUUGGUUUUCAUACAGCCUCUAGAAAGCUGUCUGUGGAUGUCGGUGGAGCCAAACGCCUGCAUACAUUAUCUACCCUAACUUCAGCGGUAUUAUUGUUUCCAUGGGUAGUCAUAUUGACUGCAACGACAGAGAGUAAAAUAGAAUCCUGGUCUUCCCUUAUUAUGCCAUUUGGGACCAUCAUUUUCUGUGUGCUAAUAUUGGACUUCUAUGUCGAAUCUAUAUGUUCUGCAAAAUUGGAAGCUCCAAAGUGUGCACAGUAUGGUUCAGUUCUUGUCUUUUUUGGAGCUUUACUUCUUGCUAAUUUCUGGACGCAUCCAAUAACUGAUCAGCUACGUGUAAUCAACAAGCAAACCCUGCAGCACAGUACUGAACAUGUAUUGUCAGGUGGAGUGGUGGUUAGUGCCAUUUUCUUCAUACUGGCUGCGAGCAUCUUAUCCUCACCUUCCAAAAAAGGGCAAAAGGGUACUCUAGUUGGUUACUCACCUGAAGGUACCCCAUUGUAUAACUUUAUGGGUGAUGCCUUACAACAUACUUCCCAGUCACUGCCCAGGUUUAUCAAAGAAUCUUUGAAACAAAUCCUUGAAGAGUAUGACUCCAGACAGAUCUUCUACUUUCUUUGCCUUAAUCUAGCCUUUACAUUUGUGGAAUUGUUCUAUGGCGUGUGGACCAACAGUCUUGGCCUUAUCUCUGAUGGUUUCCAUAUGUUGUUUGACUGCUCAGCACUAGUCUUGGGUCUCUUUGCAGCCCUAAUGACCAGAUGGAAGGCAACUCGUAUUUACUCUUAUGGAUAUGGACGUCUUGAAAUUCUGUCUGGAUUUAUUAAUGGACUUUUUCUAAUGGUUAUAGCAUUUUUUGUUUUUAUUGAGUCUGUGGCGAGAGUUUUUGAUCCUCCAGACAUUGACACAGAAAUGUUAACACCUGUUUCCAUUGGGGGACUGAUAGUGAACCUGAUUGGUAUCUGUGCCUUUAGCCACGCUCAUUCCCAUGGUGGUUCACGAAGCAGUUGUCCUUCACAUGAGCAUGGCCACAGUCAUGGACAUGGACAUUCUCAUAGCGACCACGGACAUGGAGGAGGACAUAGCCACAGCCACAACCAUGGUCACUCCCAUGGAUCUUCAGGUGGUGGAAUGAAUGCUAAUAUGAGAGGAGUAUUUCUGCAUGUGCUGGCAGAUACACUUGGCAGUGUUGGAGUGAUCAUCUCAUCGCUUCUAAUUCGUCAAUUUGGAUGGCUAAUUGCUGAUCCUAUUUGCUCUCUCUUCAUUGCUGUAUUAAUAUUUCUAAGUGUUAUUCCACUUAUGAAAGAUGCUUGUCAAUUAUUGCUGCUACGGACCCCACCAGAACUUGAGAAGCAACUCAUUAGUGCCCUGAAUAAGAUCCAGAAAAUUGAAGGUGUUCUAUCUUAUCGAGAUCCUCAUUUCUGGCGCCACUCCGCUAAUGUAAUAGCAGGAACCCUGCAUGUGCAGGUUAUGCCAGACGUUGUGGAGCAGAGAAUUGUACAGCAGGUGACAGCUGCUUUAAAAGAUGUUGGUGUAAAUAAUUUGUCGAUUCAGGUGGAGAAGGAGUCUUACUUCCAACAUAUGUCCGGUCUGAGUACAGGUUUUCAAGACAUCCUUGCUAUGACACAGCAAAUGGAAGCUGUAAAAUUUUUAAAAGAUGGUACUUAUAUUAUGUGACCAAACUCUGAUAUACAUCUUCCUGGAAGCUACAGAAAAGCAACAACACUUCAAUGUACUGAUGGUUUUAUAUAAAGUAUAUUUAUUUUAAGAAAAACUGUGCAGAAUUAUAUGCAUUCUGUUGAUAUUUGUUUUUCUUUCUGAUGUGAAUUGGUUAAACAGAAAUUCAAAGAUCUGAAAGCAGUAAAAAGAGCAACUUUAGCAUUAAAUGUAUUGUGUAAAAAGUAUAUUCUGAAUUUAUAUUAAAUGGGCCUACAGACAUUGUCCUCAUGUUUACAUGUUAGCAAUAAAUAUUAGAUUUAUAAUUCCCUUUUAUGUACAUUUUGGUCAUGCGAAGUUUGCAUUAUAUUUCGAAGUAGAGGUGUCAAAAUAGAUCGAAACUCCAAACAUUUGAAUGAGACUUGUGCUUACUUUUAAAACUCAGUUUGUUUUAUGUGGAAUUAGAUUACUAAUGAUGUACCAACAAUUAACUGGUAAUACCAGUUGUGUCUAUCCUUUAUAUUUUGCUUCUCUAUUUCAUGUCCAAAAUCCUGUGGAUUUUUUCUCUCUGUUAAUUCACGUGUUGAAAAUAUUGAAUCAUCUUUUCUCACAAAGAUGUUUAGUAAAGCAAAGGUAAAAGCCUUUGACUAUCUUACAGACUUCUGUAGCUGUGCUAUACUUUAUCAACCGCAGGUUUCCACAGCCUGGGAAAAUAACGUUUUAACUUUUGUUUUGAUUUUCCUUAAUCUAAGCCAGCAAUGUUUGGGUGGGAUAAUCAUGUCUUGCUGCUAAACCUACUUUGGUUAUCGAGGAAACGAUAGCAUUUGUGAUAAGUUUUCCAUUUCACUCUGUCCUAUUCCAAGAUACUUAGCCAAAGCUGUCCAAAUCACUCCUUGUAUAAACUGGAAUUUUUUGGAUCACCCACUUCACAACUCUGCCUUCUUAAUAUUCAAGCUAUGAGGGUCACCGUAGAAAACGGUUCUCUAUAAAUCAAUGGUUUUCAGAAUUAUUUUGAAGUUUAAAAUGGGAUGUAAAUGUUAAUAAAUUUGUUGUCCACACAAUUGUGUGC
Hemiscyllium ocellatum (epaulette shark) is the source of this 3646-nucleotide messenger RNA. It is a transcript of the gene slc30a5, whose product is annotated as solute carrier family 30 member 5. The transcript has 16 exons. NCBI's taxonomy places the organism in Eukaryota, Metazoa, Chordata, Chondrichthyes, Orectolobiformes, Hemiscylliidae. The record is from RefSeq and is a predicted model, not a curated record. Bases 283 to 2598 code for a protein of 771 amino acids. Gene Ontology annotation, biological process: transmembrane transport; zinc ion transport; intracellular zinc ion homeostasis. Gene Ontology annotation, molecular function: zinc ion transmembrane transporter activity. Gene Ontology annotation, cellular component: Golgi apparatus; membrane.